Penicillium brevicompactum is the source of this 1446-nucleotide messenger RNA. Its product is annotated as BCS1 and AAA domain-containing protein. The record is from RefSeq and is a predicted model, not a curated record. Gene Ontology annotation, biological process: mitochondrial respiratory chain complex III assembly; protein insertion into mitochondrial inner membrane from matrix. The coding region runs from base 1 to 1446 and encodes 481 amino acids. Gene Ontology annotation, molecular function: ATP binding; ATP hydrolysis activity. Gene Ontology annotation, cellular component: mitochondrial inner membrane. Lineage: Eukaryota; Fungi; Ascomycota; Eurotiomycetes; Eurotiales; Aspergillaceae. The transcript has a single exon.
AUGUCGACUCGCCCUGGUGUUCUCUCCACCCUCGUGGAAUUGGUCCGCAAGACGAUCAAUCUCGACCCUCUGGUCUUUGUGAAUUCCGGACUGGUAGUGGUUGGGCUGAUCACUUCACUCCGCUCCGCCGCAAAUGUCUUGUACAGCUAUGCCGAAAACAUUUGUUUAUCAACUGUACACGUGAGGGCCGAAGAUCCGCUAUAUACGGAUGUCGUCCGCUGGAUGAAUGAUCAUGCCUUUCGAGGUCGCAACUUCCUGUCCGUCCUGGCCCAAACAAAUAAUAAUUCCGACGACAAACCUUUGCGAUGCCCAAUGCAAUUGGAUCCCGAUAGGCUGGUCAGCUACCGAGAGGUCGAAGACAACUCCUUCUUAGAGCUGAAGCCUUUCCAUGGCUCGCGUCUGUUUCGAUUUCAGCGGACGUGGAUGCUGUUCAGCCACGCAGCAAGUGGUCCCGGAUGCUACGGCCCUCCCCAAUUGGAUGCGAAUCCCCCUUUGAAACUGCAAUGUCUCAGUGUCUCUCUUUCUCCGAUCAAAAAAUUCCUCGACGAAGUUCGUGCAUACGGCCGUAAAGUGUCCGUUUCUAAUAUCAGUAUCUACCGCACUACCUCCUAUGCCCAGGAUGUCAUCCGUUGGAGCUCGGUCGCUUCAAGAUUAUCCAGAGAUAUGUCCACUGUGAUCCUUGAUAAACAGAAAAAGCAAACCAUACUGCGGGAUAUCAACGAGUACCUCCAUCCCCAUACACGACAAUGGUACGCCAAUCACGGCAUUCCAUACCGACGCGGGUAUCUGUUCUCUGGGCCUCCAGGUACGGGCAAGACAAGCCUGGCAUCUGCGAUCGCGGGCGUGUUUGGUCUUGAUAUCUACGUUUUGAGCUUGCUGGACCCAGCAAUGACAGAAUCGCAGUUUUCACGGCUGUUCUCCGAGGUGCCAACACGUUGUGUAGUGCUAUUGGAAGAUGUCGAUGCUGCGGGCCUAAACAGAGAGAACAUUGUGCCUGGUGAAGAUCUCAUCCAGAGAUCAGCAAAGACAAACACUUCCGUCUCUCUGUCCGGCCUUCUCAAUGCAAUCGACGGCGUCUCGUCCCAAGAAGGCCGAAUCUUAAUCAUGACCACCAACGCACCGCAGGAACUGGAUCGCGCACUGAUUCGACCGGGUCGUGUGGACCUCCAUGUCAGAUUUGAGCUUCCAUCUCGAGAAGAACUGCGAGAUCUCUUCUUGAGCAUGUAUAGCGAGGUGUACCAGAACCCCCAAUCCUCCGAGGGGGAACACAAACUGGAAUUGGCGAAGUUGACUGAGCUGGCUCUGUCCUUUGCGGAACUUCUUCCAGAGAAGCGUUUCAGCAUUGCAGAUGUGCAAGGCUUUCUCUUGCGGUAUAAGCGUCGCCCCCAGGAGGCCUGCACCCAUGUCGAAGACUGGGUCGAGGAGAUGGAGCUUGAAGAGUAUUGA